GAAUUGUGCUUUGUUUUGAGAUCUAUUUAUGUUAGAAGUUAGAACUUACAAUUUUGUGUAUGUUUGAUUGUUAGGUCUUCUUUAUUAUCUAAUAAUAAUAUGAAAAAAUAAGGAAAAAAAUUGGCAGUUUUUGCCUUUUGGUGUAUGGUAUUGUGGAAGUGGUUGGCAUCCGUCAAGAAAAAAUGGCUUACUUAUUGAUUAAUAUAAUCUCAUUGUCCGUGAUGUUGAUUAUAAAGGGUUUAAAAAGUCAUUUGUUUUGUGUACAUAAAGUGUUUGCUGAAAUCUGAGGGAUGGAAGUGAAUUUAAAGCAACAAAGCUGAAUAUACUAAUUUUGGCUGCAGAGUCAGUCAUCUUCAAUCAAUAAUCAGUUAAAAAGAAGAAAGAAAAAAUGUGUUUGAUUGUGAUAGUUAUAAUUUCUGGUGCCAAUAUUAAUCACAUAAGUUUCUGUGAUCAUCGGAGUACAUCAGAAUCGUGUUUGUUAAGAGUAAUGUAAAACUCUAUUUUGAUUAGUUGAUGAACAAUCUAUUUUUUUGCAAGGAAAUCCCCUGCUACUGGUAUUGCAACUUCUCUUUAAUAGGAGUAUUUAAAGUUUGAUAGAUGACCAAAGUUUUUUAAGAAACUAAAAAUGUAAAAAAAUUAUAAGCGAUACCAUUCCAAAAUGUUUGCCAGUUAAAAUUCAACAAAAAUCAAGUUUAAAACUUGAAGCAACUGUCAGAUCUUUCUCUUUCACACGUAUGAAAAUCAAGCUUCAAAGUUUGAAAGACUUCUAAGCAAAGCAAAAAUCCUACCACAAAAGCCAGAGCUCCCCAGUAGCAGCAUCCUAUACUCUCUCUCUCUCUCUCUACAUAUAUGUUAUUUUGUAAGAGGUAACGCUACCUACACAUGGACAUCCCAACUAAAUCGGCGCCUCUUAUAUACACACACCUCUCUCUCUAUCUCUAAGAUUGUGUGAUACUGGUGCUAUAUGGUUGAUAACCGUCCAACGGUCAACGGUCAACAGCCACCCUAACUGAGUCGAAGUCCUGGAUUCGUCUCUAAUUACAACCGAAGAGGAAUAAAAUGAUAGGUCCGGCCAAUUAAACUUUUAAGCUUGCAUAACCCAGAAACUAGGAUCCAAAUGAGGCUUUUCAAUCUCCUGUACAGGGGACAGGUGAAUCUUGAAGUAACAUUGUUCCAUGAAAUGCCUCAGUAAAGCAAUAAAAAAUUACGGCAUUGUUUAUUUAGCUUGCUGGUGGAGAAUUCUACAUGGCAUGGCUAAUCAUCAUCAUAUCGUUAAUUGUACUCUGGGUCGCUUCUCUUUGCAAAUUUUUUUGUGGAUCCUUCCAUGACGCCAAAGCUGCAUUCUUAGAUGAUGGAAGAGUUUUUGGGAGAAACGUCUUACUGGUUAUUGCGCAUCCUGAUGAUGAGUCCAUGUUCUUUACUCCAACCAUUAAUUACCUAACUUUGAGGGGACAUGAUCUUUACAUACUAUGCUUGUCAACUGGUGACGCAGAUGGGAUGGGUAGCAUUAGAAAAGAAGAACUCUUUCUGGCCUCCGCAAUACUCAAGAUUCCUCACCAGCAAGUGAAGAUUCUGGACCAUCCAGAUUUGCAGGAUGGUUUUGGUAAAGUAUGGGAUUGGAAUCUAAUAGCAGGAUUUGUUGAGGACGAAAUCUGUACCCGUGCUAUUGACUCAAUCAUUACAUUUGAUCACUAUGGUGUCUCUGGUCACUGUAACCAUCGUGAUGUGGGUCGAGGUGUACAAAAGCUGUUGCAUGAUUUUUCAGAAAGACCUCUGGAAGCCUGGGAGCUUGUGAGUAAGAGCAUAUUCCGCAAGUACAGUGGACCAGUUGAUAUCUGGUUAUCCAAGUUAUUUGCCUUGUUUUUUGAUAGUAGACAUUUACAAUGCUUGCUCAAUGAAGAUCCCAGUAAGACUUAUGCUGCAAUGGCUCAGCACAGAAGCCAAUGGAUUUGGUUUCGAAAGCUUUUUGUGUCGUUUUCUAGUUAUACUUAUGUCAACACGCUUAAGAGGAUUCACUGAAUAGGUGAUUAUAAGGUUGCAGACCUGUCUAAACAUUGAAGUACCUCCCAGUUGCUACCCACGUUGCUGAAGGUUAUCUUUCAAGAUAAUAAGUUAUAUAAAUCUGGAGAUGGUCCUAAAGUUUGUUCAGUUUGUAUUGAUGUACAUUUGACAGCUUUGACAUGCAUUUCUACACCAUUAUAGUUUAGAAUAGGAUAUGUCGGAUUAGAGAGUGAUUUGAUCUCUAAAGACGAAGCUUUUGUUAUAACUCGACUUCAUUUCUUUAAAUUGAAUUCGUUCUUUCAUAUGCUA
Molecule: messenger RNA, 2310 nt
Organism: Olea europaea var. sylvestris
Lineage: Eukaryota; Viridiplantae; Streptophyta; Magnoliopsida; Lamiales; Oleaceae
Product: probable N-acetylglucosaminyl-phosphatidylinositol de-N-acetylase
Exons: 11
Coding region: 1246-2019 (257 amino acids)
Biological process (GO): GPI anchor biosynthetic process
Cellular component (GO): endoplasmic reticulum
Molecular function (GO): N-acetylglucosaminylphosphatidylinositol deacetylase activity
Source: RefSeq, a predicted model, not a curated record